AUGAUUGGCGGCAAAAAGGACAGUGGAAUAAUCUUGCACUCUGUUAGCAAGUAUAGUUUUCAGCUUAACAGAUGGACAGACCUGUCCCCGAUGCGGUUUCCUCGGGCUGCUCACUGUGCAGUUGGCCUUGACGGACUAAUCUAUAUUAUAGCAGGUCAAGAUAAUGGUGUUUGUUUAAAGUGCGUGGAAUGUUAUGAUCCAUCAAAUGAUGAAUGGUCUCAGGCCCCAGCUAUGACGAAUGAACGUAAGUUUGCUGCUGCUGCAGCUACUUCUGGGGAUAAAAUAAUUGUUGUUGGUGGUUAUGCAGACAUGGAAUGUGAAAACCUGGUGGAAAGUUGUGAGAUCUUUAUCAAAAGCACUAAUGAAUGGAACAUAGUGGCUGGUCCCAUUGUACCUCGUGCUGCAUGUGGUAUAGUGAGCAUCGAAGAUUGUGUCUAUCUGUUUGGGGGUGAAGAUGGAGAGACAGAGAUUGGCAGCGUGGAGUGCUAUUCUUUCCAAGGAGGUGCUUGGCACUUGAUCGGUAACAUGCCCAAACCACUUACAUGUCUUCAAGCCUCAUUGUUGCAACUACCCAUGGAAUAUUUCUGUGAACAAUUGAAAGUUAUGUGAUCUUGCAAUUUAAAUUUGAAUGGCCUCCCUUCUGCAUAAAAGUAUACUAGUCUUGUAGGAUGUAAAGAAUAUGUCAUUUAAAGUUGUAAUAGUUAAAUAUUAUUAUUAUUAUUAUUAUUAUUAUUAUUAUUGUUAUUAUUAUUAUUAUUGUUACUAUUAUUAUUGUCAUUGGUUCAAAAUCCUUAAACCAGGUAAUACCCUGAAGCCAUUUUAGCGUUAUUUUCAGUGAUUGUUCAAGUGAUUGAUUCUUCUUUAAGCCGUACCUUCCAUUGGAGUGUACGUACUUGUUGAAAGCCUGCAAGUUAGACUGAAACCUUCUUUUUAGUUGACAUUUUUUCUAAUGGAGCGAAUGCAAAAUCUUGUGUAUUUAAAAAACGAUAAACCAAAGGGGCAGACGUUCUGCAUAAAUUCCUUGCACUUUAAGGAAGUUAAAUCGGUGUAAACAAAGAUGACUAAAAUAGUAUAAGUCUAUUUAUACAUAAGCUUACAUUUGGCUUACAUUAUUUAUUCAUUCACACAAAGAAAGACGUACGCAUAUUUCACUCGACAAGNGACCAUCAGUUUAAAGAUGAAGUGUUUCGCAGCCUGAAUGACUUAAGAAACUCAAAACUGCUUUGCGACACAAUAAUUCGAGCUGAAACAAAAGAAUUUCCAGCUCACCGAUGUGUUUUGUCUGCUGCUAGUUUGUAUUUUCGUGGGCUGUUUGCAACAGAGCUGGGUGGAAGCGAAAGCCAGCGAAAGCAACCUCAUUGAACUUCAUUUACUCAAAUGUACCGCAAUAAACGAAGUUCUUGAAUUUAUUUACACUGGAGAAGCUACAGUUAACAGUUCUAAUGCACAAGACGUGAUUGUAGCAGCCGAUUACCUGAUUAUUCCAUCGUUAAAAGCGAAAGCUUCAGAGUUCAUGGAGAACACGAUUAAUGCUUCGAAUUGUUUGGCCAUGGAAUCGUUUGCUUCCCAAUUUCAUUGUGAUUCGCUGAAACGAGCUGCGUUAAAGUGCAUAUGCCAGCAUUUUACCUCUGUCGUUGAGUCGGAAGAUUUCAAAACUUCGGAAUAUAACAAGGUUAAGAUGUUUAUAUCCCAAGACGAGAUAAUUGUUUCCAAAGAGGAGGAAGUUUAUGAAGCUGUUAUCCGCUGGGUGAAACACGAUAUGGUUAGCCGUGAGUCCUUCUUGCCCGAGCUCCUCAAAUGUGUUCGUAUCUUUUCUAUGUCGAAGUUCAGUCUGCGAGAAAUAGUGGCGAACGAAGAACUAGUCUUAAACAACCAGGAGUGUAUGAGCACUGUCCUUGAAGGAAUGAGUUCGUUUCUUUUUCCAGAUGAUGCGGCCUCCAGACUAUUCGAAAGACCUCGUUUAUGCCUCAAGACACAUGAGCCUGUCGUAGUUUUUACUGGUGGCCAUGUAAUACCUUGUCAAAUGUAUCCACCUUCAAGAAAAACAUUUGGCUUUUUGCCUGCCACGAAACAGUGGGUAGAGUUACCAAAGAUGACUGUGGGUCGCUCACGACAUGCAGCAGCAGUUUGUAAUGGUCAUUUGUUUGUGGUGGGUGGUCAGGAAUGUGCAGCUCUGUCUUAUUACAACCCUUUUCAAAAUAAAUGGUGUACUAAGAAAGAUAAGAUGAUUCCAGUUCGCAUGGGUGCAACACUUACUACUCACAAGGUAUAUGAUUGGCGGCAAAAAGGACAGUGGAAUAAUCUUGCACUCUGUUAG
Molecule: messenger RNA, 2317 nt
Organism: Porites evermanni
Lineage: Eukaryota; Metazoa; Cnidaria; Anthozoa; Scleractinia; Poritidae
Source: the annotation of a GenBank genome assembly